This is a messenger RNA of Drosophila novamexicana, 2533 nucleotides long. RefSeq lists its product as uncharacterized. NCBI's taxonomy places the organism in Eukaryota, Metazoa, Arthropoda, Insecta, Diptera, Drosophilidae. The record is from RefSeq and is a predicted model, not a curated record. Bases 1068 to 2294 code for a protein of 408 amino acids. Gene Ontology annotation, molecular function: enzyme regulator activity; calcium ion binding. The transcript has 8 exons.
UUUUCAAAUCGGAUUUUGAAUUACAUUGUACUAACAUUUUCUUAGAAAAAUUUAACCCAAGCACCUCAGUCUAUUUAUUGAUCCGAAUGACGAGCUGAGUAUACAAAAGAUAUACUACGAUAUUCUUAUGAAACUUGACGGCUGGAGCCAGUACACAGACUGAAGUUGACCAGAAUAACAGUUUCCAUAAAAACUAUUGGUCGAAAAAUCAGAUAUUAUAUAGCUGACGGGAGCCAACGAUGGAGCAGUGAGUUUGGCAUGAAGACAAUGAGUUUAUCAAAACUUGGCUAGUUAAGUUUACGAGCUUACGAGCUUUUUAUAUUUUUGAAUUAAUUACUUGCAACUUAACAGAUCGAGAAAUUCGUUGAAAUUAUGUAUGUCCUCGUAUACGUGAUGGACGAAAAACGAAACUUUCGUUUCAGAACGCCUCUUGUAUUUGUGUAAAAUACCGUUACUUUUGGCAUUAGCUCGCUUUGAAUCGACUGGUCACACUGCUGCUGUCUCUGCCUACAUAUGCCGUAUUUACAGUUAGUUUGUUCGUCGUCUUUGUCGCGUUCGCAUGCAAGCUUUCGUGUGGAGCUUGUUUUUGUGUUUUUAGAAGUUCAACGAAUUUCCGAUUUUUCGAAGUGCAGGCACACGUACAAAAACAUUGCCAAAUAUUUUUUUUCAAGUGCUUGGAGUUCCUCUCGUACAGCUGUUGGAACCAUUAAGUUCAAUUGAAAGCAACCACGAAUAAGCUGCGACGAGCAUCAGUUAAAACGCGUUUUCCGAACGGGCUGCAGCAGGACGCGCAACGCCGGGCAGUAGGACAAACGGAGGUCUGACACAAAUGCGUCUAAUCAACAAAAUCGAAUGUUUGCCGCAACCGCUGAGCGUGAUACGGGCUAACUAGAGUGCGGACAGAGACCCAUAAUUGGCCCCAGCUGCUGGACAUUCAAUAGCAGGAGCAGUACUUAAAGUCCAAAGCAGUCGCAACCAAGGCCGUCAAAUUGGAAGGAAAACGCCUUUUCACGGCAGUUAACAAGUUUUUAACUGGUUCAACCAUUGCUCGUGAGCUGAGGCAGCUAAUGACGAGGAACGCGCCGCUUAGUGGCGAUGAACCCGACGAGGAGCAGUUGGCGGAGGGCACAGACGACGAGCAGGAGCAGCAGGAGCAGCAGCCGGCUGUUGGCCCAGAACGGCACAAAAACGAACUGCAGGGACAGCAGCCAGCGGCAAAGCCACCGCAACGUCGUCAAAGACAACGCAAGAAAGUGAUAACCCAACAGAAACAACAACAGCAGCAGCAACAACAACCACGUGGAGCUAGCAAUGCCGCCUCCGAUGCGGAUACGGACUCCAGCUCGUGCGAGGCGGCCAGCGGCGGCACGACUUCGGGCGCAACCCGGCACAGCUCUCGAGUCAGCUAUGCGCAGCGGAAUCUCGGCGAGCAAGUGGUCUACGAGCAGUAUAACGACGAAGAUGCAGAUGACUACGACGAGGAGGAGGAAGAGGAGGAGGAGGAUGGGGAGGACUACGAUGACUACGAGCAGCUAGCCACGCAGCGUGCACCCUUGAAAGCAGCGCUAAGCGUGCGAGCAACUGCACCAGCUGGCAAAGCUGCAGUAGAUAUGGGCACUGAGACUGGAACAUUGCGGAGCAAGCGCAAAGCGAAAACACGCCAAUUCUCGCAGCGGGCCAGCUCCUAUGCGGUAGAUGCCGGCCAUGGCGAGGCGGAUGCGGAUGCGCUGGACAAGCGUCGGUGCAUCUCGAAAGGACAAAUGCGUGAGUUCCGUGAGGCAUUUCGUCUGUUCGACAAGGAUGGCGACGGCUGCAUAACCAAAGAGGAGCUGGGCACAGUUAUGCGCUCGCUGGGACAAUUUGCGCGUGUCGAGGAGCUGCAGGAGAUGCUGCAGGAGAUUGAUGUGGACGGUGACGGCAAUGUCAGCUUCGAGGAGUUCGUCGACAUACUCUCCAACAUGACUUACGAGGACAAGUCGGGCCUAUCCUCGGCUGACCAGGAGGAGCGCGAACUGCGCGACGCCUUUCGUGUCUUCGACAAGCACAAUCGUGGCUACAUAACCGCCUCCGACCUACGUGCCGUGCUGCAGUGUCUGGGCGAGGAUCUCGACGAGGAAGACAUUGAGGACAUGAUCAAGGAGGUGGAUGUGGAUGGGGAUGGACGCAUUGAUUUUUAUGAGUUUGUACACGCACUCGGUGAGCCGGAGGACUCGCAGGAGAACGAUGACGAGGAGGAGAACACUACAUCACCGCUGCCCACGCCAAAGUCGACGGUCUCGCUGAGCUACGAUUGAGCUUCACAUCCAUAUUCAUAUUGGCGAGAACAACUUUUCAGAUAUCAAAUGCCAUUUGCUCCUUACGCACAGCUAAACGAAUUCCAAUGAAUAAUACACAAGUAAUUCCAAUAAUAAUUAAUAGAAAAAAAUCAAAAAAAAAAAAAAAAAAAAUACUUUACUUUAUGUGCAUUGGGCCACAGCAUUAAAAAUAUAAAUAUUAUACAGAUGCCAAGCAAGCUCACAUAAAUUUAAUUAUA